UACCUGAACAACAGCGACAAUUAUAUUUAUUAUGUCGAGGUCCAAAUUAUACAUUACAUGAAAUUAAUGAAUUAACAAAAAUUCAAACCUUAAUGUAUGAAAUUUAUACAUCAACAGAAGUAUGUACAAAGGAUGAACAAUAUUGUUAUAAAGGUGAACCAGAUUUAGAACGUAUUAUGUCCAAUCCAAAUUCAACACCAGAAACAUUAUUAUGGGCAUGGACAAAUUGGCAUAAUGAGGUUGGUACACAAAUCAGACAAUUGUAUCCAGAAUUUGUACAAUUGAUGAAUAUUGGAGCACAGAGGCAAUCAUACCAUGAUAUCGGUGAAGUUUGGCGCGAAGAAUUAGAAAUCGAUAAUUUAGAAACAUUCGUUCUUGAAUUAUAUGAAGAUAUCGCACCAUUAUAUAAUGAUUUGCAUGCGUUAAUUCGAUAUAAGUUAUUGAAAAAAUAUGGACCAGAUAUAAUUGAUCCAUAUGGAUUAAUACCAGCACAUUUACUGGGUAAUAUGUGGGCUCAAGAUUGGAGCUCAUUGAUAUCGUUAUUAAUUGGCGAAAAAUUUGAUUUAGAAUCUAAAAUACAAUCGAAAAAUUGGACGUCCAAUGAAAUGGUCCGAAAAGCAGAAGAUUUUUACAUAUCAAUGAAUCUAUCACGAAUGACUGAUAAAUUUUGGAAAUAUUCACGAUUUGAGAAGCAAACAGAUAAAAAUGUUUCAUGUCAUGGGACGGCUGCUGAUUUGUUUGCUACUAACGAUUACAGAAUAAUAAUGUGUGUUGAUGCAACGUUAAAUGAUUUUUAUGUAAUUCAUCAUGAAUUAGGGCAUAUUGAAUAUUAUAUGGCGUAUAGAGAUCAACCACCAAUUUUUCGAGAAGGAACAAAUUCAGCAUUCCAAGAAUCAGUUGGUGAUACAAUAAUGCUAGGUGUAAUGAGUCCAUUUCAUUUACAUCGUAUAGGAUUAAUUAACGAUCAUCAAUUAAUGGAUCCCGAAUACAAUAUGAUAUUAUUAUUGUAUCAAGCACUAUCAAAAAUUCCACAAAUACCGUAUGCAUUGUUAUUGGAUCAAUAUCGUUGGAAAAUAUUUAAUGGUCAAAUUGAAUACAAAGAUAUGAAUGGAAUUUAUUGGCGAUUAAAUAAUGUUCUACGUGGUAUUCAAUCACCAGUGCCACGUGAUGAAACUCAAUUUGAUGCUGGUGCUAAAUUUCACAUUGCGGAUAAUACACCUUAUAUCAGAUACUUUCUAAGUUAUGUUUUACAAUUUCAAAUAUUCAAAGGCAUGUGUGAUAUGGCAAUAUUUGGUAAACCAUUGGACGAUGAAUUUGAUCAAAGAAAAAUAACAUUCCCAUUAAAUCGAUGCGAUAUUUAUGGAUCAAAACCAGCUGGUAAAAGAUUAAGGAAAUUUAUGGAAAAAGGUGCUGGGAAACAUUGGACAAAAAUAUUACCGAUUAUAACUGGUACAAAUAAAAUAUCAACAAAGCCAUUAUUGGCGUAUUUUAAUCCUUUGCAUAAAUGGUUAAAGAAACAAAUUCGUACAUUUCAAAUUCCUGUUGGAUGGUAA
Messenger RNA from Chrysoperla carnea, 1553 nucleotides. RefSeq names its product angiotensin-converting enzyme-like. Lineage: Eukaryota; Metazoa; Arthropoda; Insecta; Neuroptera; Chrysopidae. The transcript has 9 exons. Gene Ontology annotation, molecular function: peptidyl-dipeptidase activity; metallopeptidase activity. The record is from RefSeq and is a predicted model, not a curated record. Gene Ontology annotation, cellular component: plasma membrane. Gene Ontology annotation, biological process: proteolysis. Bases 93 to 1553 code for a protein of 486 amino acids.